Molecule: messenger RNA, 1273 nt
Organism: Apis florea (little honeybee)
Lineage: Eukaryota; Metazoa; Arthropoda; Insecta; Hymenoptera; Apidae
Product: 1-acyl-sn-glycerol-3-phosphate acyltransferase gamma
Cellular component (GO): endomembrane system
Molecular function (GO): 1-acylglycerol-3-phosphate O-acyltransferase activity
Source: RefSeq, a predicted model, not a curated record
UUAUAUAUAUUGAAAAUUAUUUAUGUAUGUAUGCUUUAUCCUUAAAAUUAAAUUCACAUCCAAAAAAUUGUGGAAGAUGGGAUUAUUAUCAGUGUUGAAGCAGUCCACUGUGAUUCAUCUGAUAUUUGCUAUAACAUUUUUUACUACGGGUUUGAUAACUAAUUUCUUCCAAUGUUUUUUGUACUUUGGUCUCAGACCUUUUUCCAGAUAUUGUUAUCGCAAGAUUAAUUAUUAUCUUUGCUAUUCUUUUUAUACUCAGUUGGUUUUUUUGAUAGAAUGGUGGUCUGGAUCAGAUUUUAUAUUGUAUAUGGAUAAAAAUGAUCUUGAAAAACAUUUUGGAGAAGAACAUGGAUAUAUAUUAAUGAAUCACAGUUACGAAGUAGAUUGGCUUAUUGGUUGGGUUCUAUGUGAACGUAAAGGAAUACUUGGUAAUUGCAAAGCAUAUGUAAAAAAAUCAUUACAAUAUAUUCCAACAUUAGGUUGGGGAUGGAAAUUUUCUGAGUAUAUUUUCUUGGAAAGAAAUUGGGAGAAAGAUAAAGAAAUAAUUCGUUCUCAAAUUCGUGAAUUUGGAAAUUAUCCAGAUAGUAUAUCGUUACUUUUAUGUCCUGAGGGAACACGAAUCACACCACAAAAAUUAGAAGCUAGUCAAAAGUUUGCCCAAAAAGAAGGUCUUCCGAUAUUAAAAUACCAUUUAACACCACGAACAAAAGGUUUUACAGCAAGCAUACCAUAUAUGCGGGAUAAAAUACCUGCAAUUUAUAAUAUGCAAGUGCAAUUUAAGUCAAAUGAUUCUGUGAAACCAACAAUAACAAAUUUGCUAUUAGGAAAACGGAUUUUAGGACAUAUAUAUAUGCAGAGGAUUCCUAUGAAAGAAAUACCAGAAGAUCAGGAAGCUGCUGCAGAAUGGUUACAUAAACUUUAUGAGAAAAAAGAUCGUAUGGCAGAAAGUUUCGAAAAAACAGGUGAUUUUUUUGCAACUAGUGGAGUAGCCAAAGUAGAUAAAAUUACAUUAAAGAGAAGAUAUUAUUCACUCAUUAAUACAAUUUGCUGGACAGUGAUAGUAGUAGUACCAAUGCUUUAUUAUUUGAUUAAUCUUUUUUUAUCUGGCUCGACUAUUUAUUUUUCGAUUGGAAUUGGUACUAUUCUUUUAUUUUAUAUACUUAUGCAAAAAACGAUAGGAAUAUCCAAAAUAAGUAGUAGUUCAUCAUAUGGAACUGAUGAUAAAAAAUUAAAGUAAGAAAACAGCAAAAAAUUAUAUUACUUUUUUUUCUAA